Arctia plantaginis is the source of this 588-nucleotide messenger RNA. The record is from the annotation of a GenBank genome assembly. Lineage: Eukaryota; Metazoa; Arthropoda; Insecta; Lepidoptera; Erebidae.
AUGAACCCGCACUACCACGGGUACGCGGAGCUGAGCUCGCCGCACCCGCCCUCGCCCGAGGCGGCGUUUUCGGCCAACGGGCACGACUAUCCACACAACAACAAUAACCCAGCACUGAAAGAAUGCGCUGGUUGCAACGGCAAGAUUGUCGAAAGGUUUCUGCUGCAGGCCCUCGACCGAUACUGGCAUCACGGCUGCCUCAAGUGUGCUUGCUGCGGGCAGGCCCUCGCCGACAUAGGCCGUUCCUUCUACUUCAAAGGUGGAAUGAUAUUAUGCAAAAGCGAUUACACAAGAAUGUUCGGUUCAGGUGGAGCGUGUGCGGCGUGUGGUCAGGCGAUCCCAGCGAGCGAGUUCGUUAUGAGGACGAAUGCGCCGCAGCAGCCUUUGCACGUCUUCCACAUAAAAUGUUUUGCGUGCUCCAAAUGUGGCUCACACCUUAUGCAAGGCGAUAGGUACUAUAUGCUCGCGGGUUCUUUAGUAUGCGAGCAAGACUGGCAAAAAUUGAUGAAGAGCGCGAAUGCGACAGGAGCGCCGGGCGCGCCUAUGCGCAAGAACAAGGUCGGCCGCCCGCGCCGCUCACGCGAAUGA